AUGUAUAGAAAAUAUUUUGAUCCAUUGGAUUAUAAUUUAUCGGCUGAUUUUCGUUUAACGAAAUUAUCCGAUCUUAAAGCCGAUAAAAACGGCUAUGGUGAUGGACAACAUCACCAAGGACUCAUACCUGAGUCCAAACCAACACCGGUGGUCGGAAUUGGUCUUGAUUCAUGUGUUAUUCCAAUACGUCAUGGAGGACUUUUUCUGGUACAAUCAACUGCUUUUUUCUAUCCAUUAGUCGAUGAUCCAUAUGUAAUGGGAAAAAUUGCAUGUGCAAAUGUAUUAAGUGAUGUUUAUGCAAUGGGAGCUGUUGAAGUUGAUAAUAUGUUAAUGUUAUUAAGUACAAGUAAUAAAAUGACUGACAAAGAACGAGAUAUAAUAAUGCCAUUGAUUCUUCAAGGAUUUAAAGAAUGUGCUGAAGAAGCAGGUACAACUGUACAAGGUGGUCAAACGGUAAUUAAUCCAUGGUUAAUUGUUGGUGGUGUUGCAACUGCUGUAUGUACACAAAAUGAAAUCAUCAUACCAGAAAAUGCUAUUGUUGGUGAUGUAUUAGUAUUAACAAAACCAUUAGGCACACAAGUUGCAGUAAAUGCUCAUCAAUGGCUUGAAAAUCCUGAUCGAUGGAAUCGUAUUAAAUCUGUUAUAACCGAAGAUGAUGUUCGUAAAGCAUAUCAACGUGCAAUGAAUUCAAUGGCAAGAUUAAAUAAAAUUGGUGCAUCUCUUAUGCAUAAAUAUAAUGCACAUGCAUGUACAGAUGUAACUGGUUUUGGUCUAUUAGGUCAUGCUCAAAAUUUAGCUAAACAUCAAAAACAUGAUGUUUCAUUUGUUAUACAUAAUUUACCAAUAAUAGCUAAAAUGGCAACAAUAAGUAAAGCUUGUGGUAAUGCAUUUGGUUUAUUACAAGGUACAAGUGCUGAAACAUCAGGUGGUUUACUUGUGGUUUUACCACGUGAACAAGCAGCAGCUUAUUGUAAAGAUAUUCAAGCACAAGAAGGUUAUCAAGCAUGGAUUAUUGGUGUAGUAGAAAAAGGUGGUCGAACAGCAAAAAUUAUUGAUAAACCAAGAAUUAUUGAAGUACCAGCAAAAGAUACUGAAGGUGAAUUAUGGUAA
Messenger RNA from Rotaria sordida, 1110 nucleotides. NCBI's taxonomy places the organism in Eukaryota, Metazoa, Rotifera, Eurotatoria, Philodinida, Philodinidae. The record is from the annotation of a GenBank genome assembly.